GAGUUUAUGUAAGUAGGUACCAACGUGACGUAUCACACCUACCCGCCCAUCGGAAAUUUUGUGCCAACAAUGUUUUAUUGACAACUAACACAAUGUAAGUAAGCUAUUCCCCUCCGGUCUGCGAAGGUCCGUGUUGCUCUACGUUAUCAUUAUCACCUCGGGCAUGUGUGUCUGCACUUUGGAUGCGUUUCCGUAUGAACUUCACUCGUGCGAAUUAUCACUUACAUAGGUCCAGAUUCACCAGGCUGAUUUGCUUCGUGAUCUUGUAAACUUUACCUGGAAAUUCAUUUAGUAUGAAGACGAGAAAAAAGUCCUUGCGAUACAAACCUAGCCGGAAUAGGGCUCAGUAUGAAACCAUAUCGCCGGGGUAACAAGGCUUUUAUGAUAGAGCUGCGGUCGGCGUCGCGGGUGGGCCGCCUGAAGGUGCUGACGCGCGAGUUCCUGGGCGACAUCCGCGCGCUCUGGCGGUAUGGCGCGCCCUUCCCCACCUUCCUCAAGCUCAUCGGCACCAUGCUGCUCUGCCUGCUCGUGCUCAUGCCGCUGUUGUAUCCUGUCUUCGUAGCCUCCGUCACUUAUUUCACCUUCGAGACGCUCUUUUUGAGGGGCCUGGCUCACUACACCAAGUUCCCCGAAGGGUUCACAUUCGGCGUGGCAACAGCUGCACAUCAGAUAGAAGGUGCUUGGAACGUCAGCGGAAAGUCAGAAAAUGUCUGGGACCAUUUAUCCCACACACGGCCUGAGAUGAUAGCGGAUUGGACCAACGGCGACGUCGCAUGUGACUCGUACAACCGCUACCAUGAAGACGUGGAGGAGCUAUCGUACCUUGGCGUGGACUUCUACCGCUUCUCGUUCUCCUGGUCCCGAAUCCUGCCUUCAGGACGCAACGAUGAAAUCAACCCUGACGGAAUUCGAUACUAUAACGAACUCCUCGAUGCUUUGAUUGAGAAGAAUAUUGAACCACUGGUAACUCUGUUCCACUGGGACUUACCUCAAUCUCUUCAAGAGCUCGGCGGUUGGGCGAAUCCCAAAAUGGUGGAUUUCUUCCGAGACUACGCUGAAGUGUGCUUCAGAGAGUUCGGAGAUAAGAUCAAGUCGUGGAUUACCAUCAAUGAGCCUUACGAAAUUUGCGAGGAUGCUUAUGGAGAUGAAAAGAAGGCUCCUGCUUUAGAUAGCCACGGAGUUGGCAACUACUUGUGCAGUGACACUCUCUUGAAAGCCCACGCUGAAGUGUUCCACCUGUACAAUGACACCUACAGGCCAACACAAAAGGGAUCCAUCAUGAUCUCUAUCAACUCCAUCUGGUACGAACCCAGUGAACCAGACAAUGCGGAGCAAGUAGCCUUAGCUGAAAUAGCCAACCAGUUCAAAUUCGGAUGGUUUGCGCACCCGAUAUUCACUGAUGAAGGAGGAUAUCCCACUAUUAUGAUAGAAAACGUGGCACUACAAAGUGAAGCUGAAGGUUUAAGCAGCCCUCGUCUCCAGCAGUUCGACGAGUACUGGACUCAGAGAAUCAAAGGCACCUCUGACUUCUUAGGCAUCAAUCACUACACGACUCACCUAGUAACCGGCGUUGGAGUUGACCCGACUGCCAAGUCACCUUCGUGGUUGAAGGAUGUCGGAGCUGUCACAACUAUGGAAGUUGGAGGAGAAUCUGCUUCAGAUUGGCUUCGGGUGGUGCCUGCUGGUUUCGGCAACUUACUGCGUUGGUGCAAGAGCUCCUACAAUGACCCGCCUAUCUACAUCACUGAGAAUGGCUUCUCCGAUCGUGGUACCUUAGAAGAUUAUGGGCGCAUUAAGUAUUUCAAUGACUACCUGACGGAAGUCCUCAACGUUAUUUACGAAGACGACGUCAAAGUUCUGGGUUACACUGCAUGGACCCUCAUGGACAACUUCGAGUGGCGGGCUGGAUUCUCUGAACGAUUCGGUUUCUACCAUGUGGACAUCACCCACCCGGACCUGCCGCGCACUCCCAAACUGUCAGCAGAGUAUUACAAACAGCUAAUCGCCAACAGAGAGCUGCCACAAGACGCACACUUCUUCGAGGAUAGUACCGCGAGGCGGAUUGGACGCUCAGCAUAGAUAAUACUAACAUGUACAGCACUAACACUGCAUGGUAUCAAUAAUAUACUUAAGGCAAUUAAGUGGUUAAUAAACGAACACACUUGAAACUAAACUUAUUUAUCUCCCACACAGACACCACUCAGAAACGAAUUGUGAAGCCCGUACGAAGAAAUAAUGUCAGAAUUGUAACAAUGAAAAAGAAAGUAGGUAUUAAAACAAAUAUUUAUUUAAUUCAUAUAAGAAUAUCGAAUUAUUUACAAUGAAAUUAUUGUAAAUUAAUUAGGUAUUUUGACACAUUUAAUUUCAUCGAUAAACGUAAUAUUACAUACACUACAGAGAAAACUUGCAUCUUGUGUCAGACUGAAGAGAUAUGUUUGUAUAAUAAAGGCUUACUUAUGAAAUAAACGAUAUAUUACACUUGAAAUAUUGUUCCGAAUAUUUAUUCCGUCGUAAA
Molecule: messenger RNA, 2515 nt
Organism: Pectinophora gossypiella (pink bollworm)
Lineage: Eukaryota; Metazoa; Arthropoda; Insecta; Lepidoptera; Gelechiidae
Product: myrosinase 1-like
Exons: 11
Coding region: 349-2079 (576 amino acids)
Biological process (GO): carbohydrate metabolic process
Molecular function (GO): beta-glucosidase activity
Source: RefSeq, a predicted model, not a curated record